UAAAUUGAACGAGCAUCUCUAUAUUUAUUUAUUGAAAACAAUUUAAUACAUGAUUUAAUUCAUAUUACACUCAUCAAAACCAAUUCAUAUUGUUAGAAAAGAAAUAAAAUGCCAGCUGAGAAUUUAGCAAGUCUAUCGCUUGACGCGAUUUUUACAUCUGAAAAGAAUGGAAAUGAUGAAAGUGGCCGUGGCACUGAGUCAUCACCAUUCAAAACUAUAUUACAAGCUAUGCGCCACGCUGGAAAAGAGCCUUUUCCUACAAUCUAUGUAGACGCAAAGGAUUUCUCAUCCGAAAGUGCAUUCGAGCCGGCUGCUAAAGCGCAAUUGAAGAAAAUUCAAAAAAUAUGGGUUCGUGAAGUUAGUAAAAAUGCCGAUAAAUCAAAGCGCGAAGAAGAGGAUGCUAAAAAACGUGAACAAAACCUCGAAGAUGCACGAAAAAUUGAAAUAAAUGAAGAUCCAGCAUGGCCCCAAGCAAAAUCUAUAAAAAUCCGUGAAUCAGUUGCCAAUCGCGAGAUUCGUAUAAAAAUCUACGGAUGGGUUCAUCGCCUUCGUCGACAAGGCAAGGCCUUAAUGUUCAUUACACUUCGGGAUGGUACUGGUUACAUUCAGUGCGUUUUGACUGAUUUACUUUGCCAAACAUAUGAUGCUUUGGUGCUAUCAACGGAAUCAUCGAUUGAAAUCUAUGGAACAAUAAAAGAAGUUCCCGAGGGAAAGACAGCUCCAGACGGACAUGAGCUAAAGGUUGAUUACUAUAAGGUAAUUGGAAUGGCACCCUCCGGCGGGAGUGACACGAUUCUAAAUGAAGAGUCCCAUCCAGAUGUUCAACUUGAUAAUCGUCAUAUUUUGAUUCGUGGCGAAACGGCUUCCAAAGUACUGAAAAUGAGAAGUGUUGUUUUGCAUGCAUUCCGUUCUCAUUACUAUGAUCGGGGCUAUACCGAAGUGACACCACCCACUUUGGUGCAAACUCAAGUCGAAGGAGGAGCCACUCUAUUUAAAUUGAAAUAUUUUGACGAGGAGGCUUAUCUUACACAAAGCUCACAACUGUACUUAGAAACAGUCCUACCAGCCUUGGGAGAUGUUUAUUGCAUUGCCCAAAGCUAUCGUGCUGAAGCAAGUCGAACUCGUCGACACUUGGCCGAGUACAGCCAUAUUGAGGGCGAGUGUCCAUUCAUCACGUUUGACGAAUUGCUUGAUAGACUUGAAGAUUUGGUAUGCGAUGUUGUUGACCGAGUAUUAAAAUCGCCUUUUGGACAUUAUGUUAAAGAAUUCAAUCCGGAUUUCGAACCACCAAAACGGCCAUUCCGACGAAUGAACUAUAGGGAUGCCAUUGAGUGGCUGAAAGCGAACAAUGUGACGAAAGACGACGGAACAUUUUACGAAUAUGGUGAAGAUAUCCCAGAGGCUCCAGAGCGGCGCAUGACUGAUACAAUCAACACCCCAAUAAUGUUGUGUCGCUUCCCAUCCAAUAUCAAAUCAUUCUAUAUGUCAAAGACAGCCGAAGAUCCCUCACUCACUGAGAGUGUCGAUGUACUUUUACCAGGUGUUGGUGAAAUUAUUGGCGGUUCAAUGAGGAUUUAUAAGAACGAGGAAUUGCUUGAAGGCUACAAACGAGAGGGCAUCGAUCCAACUCCAUAUUAUUGGUACACUGAUCAAAGACUUUUUGGAGGUCAACCACAUGGCGGAUAUGGAUUGGGCUUAGAACGCUUCCUGUGCUGGCUUCUAAAACGUUAUCAUAUCCGUGAAGUUUGCUUAUACCCACGAUUCAUCGGCCGCUGCAAACCAUAAACAGAGACCGAAAUUAAUAAGAAGAUGCGUCGAGAUGAUUCGAUUCAGAUGAAACAAAUUUGAUUGAUAAAUUAUUAUUUGUCUUGUGUUACGUUGCGAAUACACGUCUGUACCCAGGAUUGAUAAAACAGAUUUUUUUCAUCAGUCCAGAUCCACCCGACGAAUUUUCAGAAAUAAUCUUAUAAAGUUCACAAUUCGAUCCGAUCCGAUUUCACGACACUUGCUAUAAUUUAAUAUGAAUUUAAUAGUAAUAAUAAUAACAACUUGUUUUUCCAGCAAUCUCUCACGAUAAAAACAAUGAAAGCAUUUCACAUAUGAAAUUCAAUAAAAAUGCAUUUUUACAUGUAAAUCGAAACCUUAAGAAAUAUCAUCAAUAAAGCACUUUAGGAAAUUUUCAACAAAA
Molecule: messenger RNA, 2188 nt
Organism: Sitodiplosis mosellana (orange wheat blossom midge)
Lineage: Eukaryota; Metazoa; Arthropoda; Insecta; Diptera; Cecidomyiidae
Gene: AsnRS
Product: asparagine--tRNA ligase, cytoplasmic
Exons: 8
Coding region: 109-1785 (558 amino acids)
Biological process (GO): asparaginyl-tRNA aminoacylation
Cellular component (GO): cytoplasm
Molecular function (GO): asparagine-tRNA ligase activity; nucleic acid binding; ATP binding
Source: RefSeq, a predicted model, not a curated record